AUGGCUGUCGAGACAUUUGAUGUUGCCGUCGUAGGCCUCGGCGCCCUCGGAAGCUCAGCAGCAUACCAAGCGGCCAUCAAGGGCGCCAAAGUCAUCGGCUUCGAGCAGUUCGAGCUCGGCCAUGUCAGAGGAGCAUCUCACGACACUUCACGAAUCGUCAGAACAUCAUAUGGUGCUCCCGAAUUUGUUGCUCUCGCUCGCUCCGCCUACAAGGACUGGGCUGAGAUUGAAAGGCGUUCGGGGCUAAAGAUGCUUACAAUUACGGGCGGCGUCGUCUUUCUCCCCAAAGAUGGACCGAAUGGUUCUCAUACCUUUUCCGAUAGCCUCGACGCCAACAAUGUCCCGUAUGAACGGCUAAGUGCUGCUGAAGUCAACCGUCGAUGGCCCGGGUUCAAUGUUCCGGACAGCGUGGACACCAUUUAUACGGCAGAUACAGGCAUCGUCCAUGCUUCCAAGGCAGUGACUACCAUUCAGUAUCUUGCCCGUGGUGCUGGCGCCAUUCUCAGGGAUAACACCAGCGUGGACGCAGUGGUGCCACAACCCGGCGGCGGCGUCCUCGUCAAAACAUCCGGAGGCGACGUCCAUGCAAAAAAGGUCAUCAUUGCCGCCGAUGCUUGGACCAACAAACUCCUCGGCCCCCUCGGCGUGGAGCUGCCCCUUACGGUAAUGCAGGAGCAAGUUACGUAUUACAAACCUAAGCCUGAGCACGAUGCCCGCUUCGAGUCAGACAAGUUUCCGGUGUGGAUUUGGGGAGGGGCAGGUUCGGAUGAGAAGUGGUUCUAUGGAUUUCCCUUCUACGGUGAGCCAGUGCUCAAAGCAGGCCAGGAUGCUGGCAGAAACGACAUGGUCCCAGAAGAACGUACCUGGGUUCCUUCGGAAAGACUACGAAGGGAAUUAAACACCUUUAUUGAUGGCCUCAUUCCAGACCAUGGCGAGGAGUUACGGACAGUUACUUGCCAAUACACCAUCACGCCUGAUCGGCAGUUCAUCAUCAGUCCUAUGGAAAAGCACAAGGACAUCAUUGUCGCCCUCGGAAAUGCUCAUGCGUUCAAGUUUGCGCCAGCUAUUGGUCGCGUGACGGCUGAGCUUGCUUUGGAGGGAAAGGCGACAGAUGAUCUGUCCAAAUUUGGGUUCUCACAGCCCACAGUGAGCAAGCUGUAA
Messenger RNA from Clonostachys byssicola, 1161 nucleotides. The record is from the annotation of a GenBank genome assembly. NCBI's taxonomy places the organism in Eukaryota, Fungi, Ascomycota, Sordariomycetes, Hypocreales, Bionectriaceae.